GGCUGCGGGGGCUGCGGCGCCAGAGGAGGCGCGCCGAGCCGUGCGCCCCGCGAGCUGCAGCGGCCGCUGCGAGGAGCCUGGGGGACCUCCACUCGUGCGCCUCGCCCAGGAGCCAUGCAUUGCGAGGUGGCCGAGGUACUUUCAGACAAGAGGCCCAAGGAGGCCCCCGGUGUCCCAGGCCCUGGUCUUGGAGCGCACAUGGCCUUCAGGGUCACGGUGAGUGGCGGUGGCUGCAUUGAUGGAGGCCCGCGGGACUUGCUACCUCGGCUGCCUAUGCCACCCCAGCGCACCCACGACCUCCUCAGGCCCCGAAGUCCCCGAGACUACAGCUCAUCCAAGGCUGCCUUCGCUGGAAAGGUGAAUGGGAGCUAUGGUCACUGCACCCCCGGCUCRGAGAAGGGUCUGCUGGAUCUGGAUCUUGCUGAGGGCCCCAGCCCCACCUGCCACCAGGGACUGUUUCUCCCUGCAGGAAGUCCGCCACCCCGGGGCCGCCCCCCAGCCUGCGAGAGGCUGCUGCAUUUCCCCCACCCUAACAGGUCUCCCAGGCCACAGGCCACGUAUGUGAAUGGCGGCCUCCCAACCACACCACACAUCAAGCAGGAAUCCCUGCCCGAUUACCAGGCCAUGGCCGAAGCCCGCACACCCCUGUUGACUCACUGCCGGGCCCCACCAGCCGCUGGCCUGCACACGGAUCUGGACCUCCCCAGCAGAGGGCUCGCCAACCCUGCACCUUCCUGCUACCUUCUGGGCAGUGAGCCCAGCUCUGGCCUGGGCCYGCAGCCUGAGGCCCACCCUCCCGAGGGCAGCUUGAAGCGCUGCUGCCUCUUGGGCCUGCCCCYGACUUCCUCGGCCUCCUCCUCGCCCUGCACCUCCUCUGACGUCACCCCCAUCAUCCGUUCCUCCCAGACAGCUCUGGUCACCUGCGUAAAUGGACUCCGGAGCCCCCCUCUGUCAGGAGACCUGGGGGGUCCUGCCAAGCGGGCCCGGCCCGGCCCUGUGUCCACUGAGAGCCACGAGGGCAGCUUGCAACUUGAAGCCUGCCGGAAGACGGGCUUUCUGAAGCAGGAGCCUGCGGACGAGUUCUCAGAGCUCUUCGGGCCUCACCAGCAGGGCCUGCCGCCUCCCUACCCUUUGCCUCAGUUGCCAGCUGGCCCGGGCCUUACAGGCCUGGGGCUGGGCCUGGCCAGCAGGAUGGUGGCCGGGCGGCAGGCGUGCCGCUGGGUGGACUGCUGUGCAGCCUACGAGCAGCAGGAGGAGCUGGUGCGGCACAUCGAGAAGAGCCACAUCGACCAGCGCAAGGGUGAGGACUUCACCUGCUUCUGGGCUGGCUGCGUGCGCCGCUACAAGCCCUUCAACGCCCGCUACAAGCUGCUCAUCCAUAUGAGGGUGCACUCGGGUGAGAAGCCCAACAAGUGCAUGUUUGAAGGCUGCAGCAAAGCCUUCUCGCGCCUGGAGAACCUCAAGAUCCACCUGAGGAGCCACACGGGUGAGAAGCCGUACCUGUGUCAGCACCCCGGCUGUCAGAAGGCAUUCAGCAACUCCAGCGACCGCGCCAAGCACCAGCGCACCCACCUCGACACGAAGCCAUAUGCCUGUCAGAUCCCCGGCUGCUCCAAGCGCUACACGGACCCCAGCUCCCUCCGCAAGCAUGUGAAAGCCCACUCAGCCAAAGAGCAGCAGGUGCGGAAGAAGCUGAACGCAGGCCCUAAUGCCGAGGCCGAUGUCCUGAGCGAGUGUCUGGCCCUGCACCAGCUUCACACGUCCACACAGCUGGCUGCCAGUGACGGGAAGGGCAGUCGAGCCCUGGGCCAGGAGCUGCUCCCGGGUGUGUAUCCUGGCUCCGUUGCCCCUCAUAAUGGGCUUGUUCCAGGCAUCCUGCCCCCCACGCAUGAUGUCCCUUCCAGGCACCACCCAUUGGACGUCACCACCAGUUCACACCAUCAUCUGUCCCCUCUACCCACAGCUGACAGUACCAGGGAUGGGUUGGGGCCCAGCCUCCUCUCACCCAUGGUCAGCCCUCUAAAGGGGCUUGGCCCACCACCGCUGCCACCGUCCUCCCAGAGCCAGUCUCCGGGUGGCCAGCCCUUCUCCACGCUUCCCAGCAAGCCGUCCUACCCACCCUUCCAGAGCCCUCCGCCCCCGCCCCUGCCCAGCCCACAAGGCUACCAGGGCAGUUUCCACUCCAUCCAAAAUUGCUUCCCCUAUGGCGACUGCUACCGGACCACAGAGCCUGCAGCUAGUGGGGACGGACUGGCCGGCGAGGCCCACGGUUUUAACCCCCUGCGGCCCAAUGGCUACCCCAGCCUCAGUGCGCCUUUACCUGCCUCAGGCUAUGAGGCCCUGGCCGAGGCCCCGUGCCCCACAGCGCUGCCACUGCAGCCAUCUGAAGACGUGGUGCCCAGCGGCCCCGAGGACUGUGGCUUCUUCCCCAAUGGGGCCUUCGACCACUGCCUGAGUCACAUCCCUUCCAUCUACACGGACACCUGAGGAAGGCCCCGCCCACCAUUCUGCAGAUGCUGCUGCUUCCGCCUGCCGUGGUCUGCCACCCUCCCUGCCCCAGGACAGAGCAGCCAGGUGCCCACGCAGGUGCUGGGUGCUACGGCAGCCAUCCAGCACCCCCCAUGGGGGUGCUGUCUGGGCUCAGAGGUGCCCACCGGGGGUCAUAGCCCUGUGUCAGUCCCUUGAUUGUGUCUUCCUGUUUCUCCUACGGUUUUGAAAUCACAGACCUCGUGUAUAUAAAGUGUACAGACUU
Molecule: messenger RNA, 2752 nt
Organism: Urocitellus parryii (Arctic ground squirrel)
Lineage: Eukaryota; Metazoa; Chordata; Mammalia; Rodentia; Sciuridae
Gene: Glis1
Product: GLIS family zinc finger 1
Biological process (GO): regulation of transcription by RNA polymerase II
Cellular component (GO): nucleus
Molecular function (GO): RNA polymerase II cis-regulatory region sequence-specific DNA binding; DNA-binding transcription factor activity, RNA polymerase II-specific
Source: RefSeq, a predicted model, not a curated record